Nerophis ophidion (straightnose pipefish) is the source of this 3433-nucleotide messenger RNA. Its product is annotated as oocyte zinc finger protein XlCOF22-like. The transcript is spliced from 3 exons. Lineage: Eukaryota; Metazoa; Chordata; Actinopteri; Syngnathiformes; Syngnathidae. Gene Ontology annotation, molecular function: DNA-binding transcription factor activity; RNA polymerase II cis-regulatory region sequence-specific DNA binding. The record is from RefSeq and is a predicted model, not a curated record. The coding region runs from base 316 to 2112 and encodes 598 amino acids. Gene Ontology annotation, biological process: regulation of transcription by RNA polymerase II.
AACACGGCGAGGAUAAAGCAAGAUGGCGUCUGACGGUGAAGACGUUAUUGCAGUCGUCACAGUUCAGUGUUCUUAAUCUGUGCCUCCAUGUACACAUAUAUGUCCUUUAUUACACUCUAGUAAAUAGAGUAAACAUCCUUAAUAACUGUUUGCAUCCGGUUGUAUUAGUCUGAGCGCACUUUGAUGCUUCUCCAGCUAGCUUAGCUUGCUAGUUAGCUUAGCUUGUUAGCUGCUAACAAAGAGAGGCGGAAGUGAUCAAAACACAUCGCUAAGCAGAGAUCAAGUGUGAGUGUAAAGUGUUGUGAUUGUGUGAAAAUGUGCGAAAGAACCAUAGCAGAGUACGAGGAGGAACUUUGUCCAACAAAAGAGGAGAAGGAGCGACAACAUCAAAAACAUCAAGUUGUGUUACACAGAACGGACAUCUAUCAGCUGAUUGGACACCAAGAAGAAUGUCUCCCUCAUCUGCAGGGGGACAGUUUCACUUCAGAGUAUCCACAGCCCUCACAUUUUAAAGGGGACAAGGAGGAUCCACAGCCCUCUUAUUUUAAAGAGGAAGAGGAGGGAGAGUGUCCUGUAGGGCAGGAGGAGGCUGAUCUCAGCAAGUUUCCACUGACUGUUGUCUCUGUGAAGACUGAAGAGCAUGAAGACAAACCACCUGAGUCCUCACAGCUUCAUCACAGUCCAAACGUCUGUGAAAAAUAUCGUCCACCUGAGCAGCAGGAAGGGUCCUCCAGUAUGGAACAGAAGAAGUCACAGCACUUCCACGUGAAAGAAGAGGAGCCACAGCCCCCCCACUUUAAAGAUGAAGAAAAACAGCGGCUGUCCCCCCACUUCAUAGAGGAAGACAAGAGACACCUCAUCAGUGUGAAGAGUAAAGAUGAUGAGGUCAAAGGUGAGAGUGAGGAGAAGUGGAGCUUCAGGAUGCUGACGGAGGAGCCACAGCCCUCCCACAUUAAGAAGGAAGAGGAACACCCACUGACACCCUAUUUUAAAGAGGAAGAGGAGGAUCCACUGAGCCCUCACAUUAAAGAGGAAGAGGAGGAACACAGCAUCAGUCAGCAGGGAGAGCAUCUUGAAGGACUGGAGGAGUUUACAGUGAUUAGUGUGAUUGUGAAGAGUGAAGGUGAUGAGGUCAAAGGUGAGAGUGAGGAGAGGGGAGGGGGGGAGCCUCCAAGCAGCAGCUCAACUCAACACAUGACAACAGAAGCUGAUGGAGACCACUGUGGAGGAUCACAAGCAGACAAGCUCUUAGCUCCACUAUCAGAUAGUGAGGACACAACGUCACACUCUCCUGACACUGAUGAUGAAGACUCUAAAGAUGAUAAGACAUGUCACACUGACAACACACACCUCACAUGUUCUCUCUGUGACAGUACUUUUAAAUACCAUUGUCAUCUGAAAGUACACAUGAGAACACACACUGGAGAAAAACCCUUUUCAUGUUCAAUCUGCGGGAAAGGUUUUGUUAUAAGUCAGUGUUUAAAAGUACACAUGAGAAUACACACUGGAGAAAAACCUUUUUCAUGUUCAAUCUGCGGUAAAGAUUUUACUCAAAAUCACCAUUUCAAAGUACACAUGAGCAUACACACUGGAAAAAAACCUUUUUCCUGCUCAGAAUGUGGUAAAAGUUUUGUAAAAAAUCAAAGUUUAAAAGUGCACAUGAGAACACACACUGGAGAAAAACCUUUUUCAUGUUCAAUCUGCGGUAAGGAUUUCACUCAAAGGCACAGUUUAAAAGUACACAUGAGAACACAUACUGGAGAAAAACCUUUUUCAUGUUCAAACUGCAAUAAAUAUUUCACUCAUAGGCCAGAUUUAAAAGUACACAUGAGAACACACACUGGAGAAAAACGUUUUUCAUGUCCUAUCUGCGGUAAAGAUUUUACUCAGAGGCCACAUUUGAAAGUACACAUGAGAACACACACUGGAGAAAAACCUUAUACAUGUUCAGUAUGUGGUAAAGGUUUUAUACAAAAACAGCAUUUGAAUGUACACAUGAGAACGCACACAGGUGAGAAAGCGUUAAGUUGCAGUGUGUGUGGUGAAAGAUUCUCUUCUAAGUCCCAGUGUAAGAAACACAAGUGUGCUGGUGAGAACAGCAGCAGCAAAUGAAGAUGCAGGAUUUGAAAUAAACUGUCAAAACUUGAACUUUGACUUUCUAACAACAUCAGCACAUAUAACAUGUGUGACAUCAUUGUUGUGUGUGUAACACAAUCUUGUUAAUAUGAUUCUAACAUUUAUAGAUUAGACACUUCAGAUUAGUGCUUUUAUUUCAGUCAAGUACAUGAGUUAAUAUACACAUUUGUGUGCUUUAAAAUGAACACAACAAUUUGACUGAAAUGGUGAGAAUAAACAGUACAUAAAAUAUGUUACAUACAAUAAACAUUUUAAGUGUAGAUAUUCAUAAUUAACUUCCAUACUUAAUCACAAAAGUGUUUUUGUAUAGGUUUUUCGAAAUAAUCAACUUACAUAUUUUACUGAACAGGUGAGAAAAAACAGUAUAUAAAAUAUGUUACAUACAAUAAACAUUUUAUGUUUAGAUAGUCAUAAUUCACUUUUAUACUUAUUCAUAAUAGUGUUUUAUAUAUGCUUUCUGAAAUAAUGAAGUGUUACAUUUUUUAUUGUCUAAUAGUAGAUGAUUCAUAGAUGAACUCCUUUAUAUGAUGUACAUAUUUGUUUUACAUGUGUUCAUACCUUUGCUUUUGAGUACACAUAAAUCCCUCUUAGUUCAUAUUUACUGGUUCACAUCUGAAACAUCUUCUGGACCACUUCUGGAAGCAUAUUAUUAUUUACUUUAUACAUCAUUUGAACAGUUGUCUUUUAUACAAGAUAAUUUUCUUUUAUAAUGUGUGACUUUAUGAAUCAUUUGUUGGGUCUCUAUAAUCCAUUCUAUUAAUUAUCUUUAUUACUCUCUUGUGUAAUAUGAAUAUUGUUGUGUGAUUGUUUUAUAUGUAUGUCCCCAGACCUUUAUGCAAUAAACAAUGUAUGCUUCAACUAAAGUUGGAUACAAUAAUUGUAGUUAAUAUUUGUAAGUAUGUAUUUUAUUCUAUUUAGUAUUGCACUCCAUUUUUUUAUGUUUUCUUUAUAUGACUUACAUGUAGUGUCCAGCUUACUUCAUCAUCUAUAUUAACUCCUAAACAUGUGAUUACCUUUAUUCCUAUAAUUUCAAUAUUAUCCCUCGUAAUUUGUGUAAAAAACAUACUUUUGUUCAAGCUGCAACAAAAGCUUUUGUCACCUAAACACUCUUACAGCCCACAUGAGAACACACACAGGAGAGAAAGUGUUGAGUUGCAGUGUGUGUGGUGAAAGAUUCUCUUCUAAGUACCAGUGUAAGAAACACAAGUGUGCUGGUGAGAACAGCAGCAGCAAAUGAAGAUGCAGGAUUUGAAAUAAACUGUCAAAACUUGAACUUUGACUUUCCAACAACAUCAGC